UUUUGUUAAUCAGUCAGCGUUAUCGGAACCUUGUUGAUCUCCGUCAUCAAACGAGCCGCUCUCUACGCCAAUGACACCAAAUUCAUGUUCCCAAACCGCCGCCGCCGCCGCCGCCUGCCUUGACCUCACCGCCGUCUCCGACCUCAUCGCCCGCCAGCACUGGUCCCGCCUCAAAGCCCUUGCCGGAACCACCUCCGCCGCCGCCGCCGCCCAACUCCUCCACCUCCUCCUCGAUUCUCCCCAUGCCAAUCCCCCCACCCUCCGCCUCCUCUUCCGCUGGUCCGAGUCCCACUUCCGUUCCCCCCAGCCCCUCCCUCUCCACUGCCGCCUCCUCCACUCCCUCGCCGCCGCCAAGCUCUACUCCGACCUCCGCUUCGAGCUCCACUCCCUCGCCAAGUCCGGCCGCCACUCUGCCCCGUCCAUCCUCCACUCCCUCUCCAUAUCCGGUGACACCCGUCGCCGGGGCGCCUCCCUCUCCGUCAUCGCCGACAUGCUGGUCCUCGCUCUUGUCAAGAAUUCGAGAACCGAGUCAGCCUUGGAAGCCUUCUAUCGCUCCAGGGAUUACGGCUGCCGGCUGUCGGUCCUCUCCUGCAACCCUCUGCUAAGCUAUUUAAUCAAGGAGGGGAGGAUCGAGAAUGUCGAGAAAGUGUACAAAGAGAUGAUCCGGCGGAGGAUCGCCCCCAAUCUGAUCACCUUCAACACCAUGAUCCAUGGCCUUUGUAAGGCCAGGAAGCUCCGGAGGGCCGGGGACCUUGUCGAGGAUAUGAAGACUUGGGGGUUCUCGCCGUCGGUGGUUACUUACAAUACCCUCAUUGAUGGGUACUGCAAAAGUGGCCAAGCAGGGAAGAUGUACAAGGCCGACGCUCUCUUGCGGGAGAUGGUGUUGGCGAAGAUCCACCCCAAUGUGGUUACCUUCAACACACUGAUUGAUGGGUACUGCAAGGAUGGGAACAGCUCGGCGGCGGCGAGAUUUCUUGAGGAAAUGAAAAGGCAGGAGCUGUCUCCUAAUGUGGUCACCUAUAAUUCGUUGAUUAAUGGGCUCUGUGGUGAGGGCAAGGUCGAUGAAGCUCUUGGGUUGCUUAAAGAGAUGGAUGAUUCAAAUGUGAUGCCAAAUGUGGUGACUUUUAAUGGGAUUGUUAAUGGGUUCUGCAAGAAAGGGAUGUUGGCCGAGGCGAAGGGAUUGCUGGAUGAUAUGUUGGAACGGAACGUGACACCAAGUGUUAUCACGUUCAAUACUUUAAUUGAUGGGCAUUGCCGUUCAGGUUUGAUGGAGGAUGCGAUUGCGUUGAAGAGGCUUAUGUCGGGGAGUGGAAUACGUCCUAAUGUUUCGACCUAUAAUUGUUUGAUAUCAGGUUUUUGUAGAAAUGGGGAUAUGAGCAGUGCUACAAAGCUAUUGGAUGAAAUGGAAGAGAAUGAUGUGAAAGCUGAUCUCAUAACAUACAAUGUUUUGAUCAGUGCCUUGUGCAGGGAAGGGAAGAUGGCAAAGGCGGUCAAGCUCUUGGAUGAGAUGCAGGAUAUUGGUUUGCAGCCAAGUCAUGUAACUUAUAACACUCUGAUUGAUGGGUUGUGUAAGAAAGGAAACCUCAGGGCUGCUUUGAACAUAAGGGCAAGGAUGGAGAAGGGUGGAAAGCAUGCGAAUGUUGUCACGUAUAAUAUUCUUAUCAAGCAUUUCUCUGGGAGAGGUAAGAUGCAUGAGGCAAAUGAGCUUCUGAAUGAGAUGUUGGAGAAAGGUUUGGUUCCAAACAGAGUUACUUAUGAUAUUAUUAAGGAAGACAUGGUUGAGAGAGGGUAUAUUCCAGAUAUAGAUGGACAUCUUUGCAAUGAUGCUGCUUGAACCCCAUUAGCGGAUAACGUUGGGAAUGCUAUGCUUCUCAUGGUUUUCAGAUGUCAGGAAAUGGAAGCUGACCAUGAUGAAAUAUAUGCACCCACAAGGAUCUAUUUAUGGCGUAAUUGAUCCGAAAGCAAUAUCAAGAAAACUGACUGCUUGCUGUGCUCAAGAAAAUUCAUUGCCUGGUAGAGUAGGUAAUGAUAUAGUUGAAGUUGAAAUGUUGGAGAGAUGUAUGCUUGCGAUGUAGAUUAAAAUUUUCUAACGAUGUUCUUCGAACCCAAUUGGAAAAAUCAAGACUGCUACAUACCAUCUGGCUAUCAGAAAGAGAGUCACUUAUGGUAUUAUUAAAGAAGAAAUUGUUGGGAGAGGUCAUGUUCCAUAUAUAGAUGGACACCUUUGUACUGGUGCUGCCUGAAUCCCAUCAGGUGAUAAAACUGGGAAUGCAGGGCUCCUCAUGGUUUUCAGAUGUGAGGAAUUCAUUAUUUGAAGAAUUUCUUUGAGAGAGUUUUCCUAGUCAGUGGCAGGUGUUGAUGGUGAAACAUAUGGGCCCAUGGGGAUCUAUAUGGCAUAAUUGAUUUGAAGCAAUAUUGGGAAUGGACCAGUACUUUCUUUAGGUUCGUUCCCUGGUAGAGUUGAUAAGUACAUAGUUCAUGAAACUUUGGAGAGAGGUAUUCGGUGAUAUAGAUGAAAUUACUGUAACCAUGCUUUUUAGAACCUAAUUGGAAAAACCAAGACAGCUACAUACCAUUUGGUUAUCAGAUGCAAGACUGGUAUGAACCAUAUGGUUAUCAGAAGCAAGGAAAAAAUUAUUUUGAAGGAUUCCCUUCUAGAAGAAUAUCUGAGCUUCAGGAUCAAACUCUGGAGUUUUAUGGGCACCAGCAAUUGUGAAGUUCUGGGCCUCUGUAUGUAGGGUGAAAACGAUUUGAGGGAAUUAACAAUCAUAAAAUCUCUCAGUAUUCUUUCUCUAAGUUUGCUACACAAAGAUGGUCUCGGUACUAUGGUUGCGCAUGCAGAAGCCAUGCUGGGAUAACUGGACUAUAUACAACAACUAAAUUUCUAGUGGUGAAGCUUCUGGGCAGUUAAUCACUACCAUGACAUUUUCAUUUGACAGUUCAUGUUUCAACAAAGCAUGCAGAGGUGAAGGCAGUGACCCGUCGAAUUCAGACAUAUAUCAUGUAAGUGCAUGUGUUUGAAAAUUAGGUCACAUGUCCCAGGUUUAUGUUAUUUCUAUCUACAAGUUAGAUUGGUGCAUGAAAAAUUAUAUUGUUCAUGUUCUGGUGGAAUAAUCAUGUGCUGUACUUAUGGAUGUGCCAUCAGGAAACAUGUAAUGUGCAUGCUCUUGACACUGAACAUCAACAUGAGUUUGCCCAACUUGUUGAAGUCUGUUUACACAAAUAAUCAGAAUAAAACUUUGACUUGUCUUA
Molecule: messenger RNA, 3252 nt
Organism: Phoenix dactylifera (date palm)
Lineage: Eukaryota; Viridiplantae; Streptophyta; Magnoliopsida; Arecales; Arecaceae
Source: RefSeq, a predicted model, not a curated record